CUCUCCUUGAGUCCCCUGCGGUGGUGGAGAGGGUGUCUCCUCUCAGCAGAGGAGAGAACGGACCUCUCCUGCACCUGUCCCCUCAGCGGCGCUGCCAAAGCCGGAAACCAGAAGUUGGAAACCGGAACUCGGCUUCACAAUGAGGCUUGGAGCGCAGGUGCACCUGCUCCAUCCAUCAUCUGUGCUCGCCGCACAGGAAUUUUUCCUCGCAUUUGGCAAGUGGGCGAGUGGCUUUUUUCAAGCCUUGACUUACAAGAUAAA
Molecule: messenger RNA, 261 nt
Organism: Staurois parvus
Lineage: Eukaryota; Metazoa; Chordata; Amphibia; Anura; Ranidae
Source: the annotation of a GenBank genome assembly